Messenger RNA from Dacryopinax primogenitus, 1698 nucleotides. RefSeq lists its product as uncharacterized. The transcript has 4 exons. Lineage: Eukaryota; Fungi; Basidiomycota; Dacrymycetes; Dacrymycetales; Dacrymycetaceae. Bases 1 to 1698 code for a protein of 565 amino acids. The record is from RefSeq and is a predicted model, not a curated record.
AUGUGGUUUCAUAAAGAUGCCUCUGCCAAAUCUGUCACAUAUCACCCCGAGUUGCGCAUCACCUUCGAGUUUGAGACGGAUACUGUCGUUGCAGGACGCGAACUGUGCGGAUGGCUCGUUUUACAGUGCGACGCAGAAGAGGGCAGGCUGGCACUUGGGGAUGUGAUCGUCCAGAUGGUCGGCACGCAGGAUCUUCACCUUGCUGGAAUUUCGGAUGGUGAAGAUCACUUAGAACACUUCUACCGGAAACGAGUCUUUCAUUCACGAUCCCUGCCUCCGUCUGGCGCCGUGGAUUUGGGUGUUUCCUCCAGAGAAAACCCGCCAGACGGCUUCUAUCCCGCGAAACAGGGGGAAACACGUUUCGCAUUCUGCAUCGAUUUGCCCCAAUGGCUGCCUGCGAGUAUCCACUUCCAAGAUGGUACUGCAAACAUUUCGUACGAGCUGCACGCCGUUGCAAGCUUUUAUUUCGAAUCAGAACACAAGUACCUGAUGGAGAGUCAAACCAUUCAAGUUGUCCAACCAUGGAGCUCGCAUGUGUACACCAAAAGCUCGCUCAAUCGAUUUGGUGAAGACGGGCUGCAUUUUCAAGUCACUUAUUCUCCGUAUGUCCUUGCCAACAAGGUCACUGAGGUCGUGGUAGAGGUGGAGAACAAUGCGAAACGAUCCGUUACGGCCGUCGAUGUCUCUUAUUUUCUUCACCUGACUACUACGCCGAAGCUCUUUGAUCCUACCCCCAUUGAAGUGAUCCAUGAGGUUCAACGUCAACGUUUCGACACGCCUGACAACGUGGUACAUCCCGAGAAUAUUGCAGCAAUGAAGCUUUCGAUCUGGGUUCCUGAUCUUGCGUGGGGCACGAGUGGGCAUAGACAAGGACGAAAGGACGGUCUGUUCAAGGUAGAUGCGCUUAUGUCGGUUUCUCUGGUCACAUAUGGAACACCCGAUUUACCACUCGUCAUUCCAAUCAAGGUCGUCCAUCCUGCCGCCGUUCCUUGCUCUCCCUCUAAAGGUUUCCACGUACCAUCGGAGAAAUCAUCUAUCCCACCAAUGUGGGAGUUCGGGAGCCCCGCACUGAAGAAACACGAGCGAGUUCCGGCAAACAUAUCUCCCCAGCUAUCGCAGCUAUCAUCAGCACCCAAUUCACCUAUUCCAGGCUAUGAUCAAGAUGAUGUUGGUCGUACGCCUUCACCCGAGGUUGUCAGCCCUAUCCCGAUACGAAGCAACUCUGCUUCGUCUGAUGGUUCCCGCGCAUUCUCUGAAGAUGUCAGGCUCCUGGAGGAAAUGGUCGCUAAUAAGACUUACGCUGUACAGGCGGCAUCCCCCGUGAAAGUGGUUUCAUCCUCUCCGGAAGAACACAUUUCCCCAAUAGAUCAGAGCAGCCAACAUUCACGGGACUCAGGCCGGUCGAAAGCUCCUCCUUUGGCCGCAAUAUUGCUUCAUAAACGUGUACAGCUUCGCCAUCCCUCGCGCAAUCCAGGGGGAGCGCAAAAUCUACAAACCAGCAAUCUCCAGCGCAACAUAAUACCAUCUAAUCUAAGUUCCGAUUCGAAGGCAGCACCCCCUCCGCGCACUCUGGUUGCUUCGCCUGUUUCUCAAUCUGACGAGGAGGACGAGGACAUCAUCGUUUGGACACCGAAGCGAGCGGUGAAGCCAACCCCAGUCUUGUCUAACAAAUCUUACGCCCAGUCAUUAGCCAUUUAG